This is a messenger RNA of Paecilomyces variotii, 744 nucleotides long. RefSeq lists its product as hypothetical. The record is from RefSeq and is a predicted model, not a curated record. Gene Ontology annotation, biological process: positive regulation of DNA-templated transcription. The transcript has 2 exons. Gene Ontology annotation, cellular component: nucleus. The coding region runs from base 1 to 744 and encodes 247 amino acids. NCBI's taxonomy places the organism in Eukaryota, Fungi, Ascomycota, Eurotiomycetes, Eurotiales, Thermoascaceae. Gene Ontology annotation, molecular function: chromatin DNA binding; transcription coactivator activity.
AUGCUUCAUGAGAAUGAGGCUUUCAUCCGCCUUCCCAAUGAACGCCUUAUUUAUACAUCCCCGCCACGGACGAGCUUCUCAUUACAACCUCCAAGCGGCUACUCGGGGCGAGAAUCUCUUUCUCUUCAGAGCAAUAGCGGCCUUGUCUAUCUCACAAACCAGCGUAUUGUCUAUUUACCAUCUCAACCCAGUCAAGAACUCCAGUCAUUUUCUGCUCCGCUGUUGAAUCUUCAUGACACGCAUGUCUCUGCGCCCUUUUUCGGACCAAAUGUGUGGACUGCAUUGGUGCAGCCCGUCGCGGGAGGCGGCAUCCCGCCGUCGUUUCCGGCUGUUCAGCUGAAGAUGAGUUUCAAAGAAGGGGGAGCAUUCGAUUUUCAUUCCAAUUUCGAGCGGGUCAAGGAGCGUUUGCAGCAGGCAGUCGAGACUUCUCAGGCUACGAGCAAUUCGCAAGCAUCACGCCGGGGCCAUAUCGACUAUUCAGCCGUUCACCUUGAGGAACUUCCUGCUUAUGAUAGUCCUGGUCACGCGCCUGCUGAGCCCAAUCGUGCCUCACCAGGCUCUGUUCCUUUGUCGGGAUCAGCAGUACACCCUCCGGGUCAAGACGAGAUGCCACCACCUCCCGUAGACAAUAUCGCGACUGAGGACAGAUUCGAACCACCUACGGAACCGCCGCCGGGAUACGAAGAAGUACAGCAGCAGAGUGUGGCGCACGAGCUAGAAAGCCGGUUACGUAGCGCGAGCUGA